Amorphotheca resinae ATCC 22711 is the source of this 918-nucleotide messenger RNA. RefSeq lists its product as hypothetical. Bases 1 to 918 code for a protein of 305 amino acids. Lineage: Eukaryota; Fungi; Ascomycota; Leotiomycetes; Helotiales; Amorphothecaceae. The record is from RefSeq and is a predicted model, not a curated record. The transcript has 3 exons.
AUGUCUGGAACCAAUAGGAACCAUCGCAAUUGGAGGAGGAAUGCCGUGGUUUGCCUUUCACGACCUCUAGAGGUCAUUAUUGAGAAAGACGAGGAUCUGGAGAUACUUGUAUCCACUCCACCAACUAUCAUCAUCACACCCCCAACUCCGGAAGUUGGGUCGGGAACUGAAUGGCCUGGACCGAAAUCCGAUUCAGAGACAGAGGACGAAAAGGGGCGAACUGAUAGAGAUGCCGUUGGCGAGAAAGACGAUGUUCGCAUUCGAGGUGGUGGUGGUCGGCAAAGAAGAUCGUUCACGCUGUCUGCCUCUGAUGCCGAAGAAGAAAGAAGUCGAUCACCCAAACAGGCUCGAACUUCAUCUGAUAGAGUCUUUCGCAUAUCCCUCAAAUCAAAACUGGCAAAAGCGACCGGGAUCAAGGCUAAUGAAGAUGUCCAAAGAACGACUAGCAGUCCUUCUCAUGGUCCUGCUUCGUCGACUGAAGCAGGAGAUAUCAUUGAGCAGGUGGUAUCUGAAGGCAAUGUGCCUUGGAAAUUCAAGUGGAAGCCGCGCUGGGUUCCAGAUACUGCCGCCCAGCACGAGGCUAUGGUAGUCAACCUACAGUCAUGUCACCAUUUUAUCGACAAUGUACGAAUCGAUACGCUUGCUGCCUACGAGGCUGCCAAAAUGAGGACGAGAGUGAAGACAGAACUUGAGCGUUGGAAGACCCCUGGAAAGAUAUACCCGGGAGGGUGUGGAUGUCAGAACCGCUCAAUCAAUAUCCAAAAGUGUAAUAGCAAAGUAUGUAAGAGCGAAUCUGAGAGCUGCAGCAAAUUCUACGGUACAGGGGACUCCAUUUCUGGUAAUAUGAACGAGUCCUGGGGACCAUGUGGUUCCGACUUAGACGAGGAUAAAGCAGAAGAUGCAAUGAUGUUCUUCUGA